GGAGCAUUCUGGUCCGCGCCAGAGUUAGGGAAUUGCUGCUUACGGGCACGCGAGGUAAAACUACUGCGAGCAGUUUUACCGUCACCUCCGGAGGUCCCGGUGAUAGGCUCUGUCCCCAAAAUAGGUCUGUCCAGUCGUAGUUCUUCCUCACCUUAAGCUUUCCCGUCUCGGGAGUACACGAUUUGGCUUAAGGGCCGGGGCUCUCCUGAAGAGAGAGGGUUUGCUUUGCUGGGAAGAGCGAGUCUUGCAUUUCGCAGCCUCAAAUUUUAGCCGCGAUGUGGAGGGGGGUGCUUUGGGUGGUCCCCACGGCCUCUCCCGAGUGUCUGCCCCUGUGAGCUGUGGAAUUUGACAAUUUCUGAAGUGCUUGGUGCUGAAUUUUGGGGAAGAUAGGACCGAUUUACAGUUGUUCUCGUUUCGGGGAGGGAGGUGGGCGACGGGCAAGGAUCCAGACUUUGUUAACAGGGCUUUGAGUUUAAAGAAUUGACCAACUCCCGAGUUGAUUUCCUGUCGGACUUUUCGCGGUUGAGACAUAGAGUUGGGGUUUUGAUGGUAACCGAGUUCCAUUAGAGACAGACUGUGCAGCUUCGCUGUUUUAUUUUAAAUACAUUAAUGAGGAGGAAGAGAAAGACAAGACGUAGAGUGUUGGGGGCAGAGGCGGGAGUCGGGAGCGCCUGCGAAAUCGGGGUCCCUGUGGAGCUGGGGAGCCGUCGAGGCGCGCGAGGGCCGGGCCCCCUUGCCGCGUGGUCUUUGACAGGAAAGUCUCUGAUUUGGUUGGGGUCGGACCGCGUCCCUCCCCCCGCUCCCUCCUCUCCCCGGCUCUCCCGGGCUCUCCCCGGCUCUCCCCGCAGUGGGGCCGACCGGCUUCAGGUUGACUAACAGAGAGCGAUUUUCCGAGCAGCUUUGCAGCGCGGCGUUUUCUAAAUCGGCGCGUGGGCUGGGUGCCCUUUGGAGCCUCGCUCGUCCCGCCUGCAGCAAGUGCUGGGCGAUGGGAUACGGUUUUGGGGGCAGUGGAAGGGCUGCCUUUGAGAGUCCCGCAGGAAGAUUUAGAAAGUGAUUGUUCUUAAAACGGAGCGGCCUGGCUGUUGUAAUUGCCCUGUUUUGCUGUGUGUUCCUCAAAGUGGUCCCCGCGUGAGUGGUCCCUCAUUGUGAGCUGUGCCUCAUGUCAUGAGUUGAUGGCCUUGCGCCUUGGAAGCGAAUAUUUAUGACUUUUGAAAAUGUGUUUAAAAUGUCUUUAACGUCUAAAAAAGUCUCUUAGAAAACCAAAUGGCUUCUUGUUGUUAUGUUAUCAAGAAUUUAGAUUUCUGUGGUAAAUAUGAGGUUCAUUUUAAGUAAACUCAUUGUUAUGGGAUUUGAGACUUAAACGUGAAAUUAAUUUUGCACAAUCAAGUCAUGGCUGGGCUCUUUGAAAAUGUUGUAAGGCUGAAAUUAUUUAUCUUGUGCGAAGAAGUGAGAAGGAACUAAAAUGUGUGGUGUUAUCAACAGCUUAGGUUUCUGUGGUAAAUAUAAAUGAGUUUCCUUUUAGGUAAACUCAUUUUUGUGGAAUUUGAGAUUUGAAAUUGAAAUUAAUUUUGCACAAUCUAGUCAUGGUUGGGCUCCGAGAAAAUGUUGUAAAGCUGUGAUUUAUCUUGUGAAAAAAGUGAAAAGGAACUAAAGUGUAUAGUGUUAACAAGAGUAGGAAUUUCUGUGGUAGAUGAAUUUCAUUUUAAGUAAACUCAUUUUUACAGGAUUUGAGAUUUAAAGUGAAAUUGAUUAAUUUUGCGCAAUCUAGUCAUGGUUGGGAUCUGAGAAAACGUAAAGCUAAAAUUAUCUUGUGAAAAGAAGUGAGAAGGAACUAAAAUGUAUGGUGUUAUCAAGAGCUUCCAUUUCUGUGGUAAAUCUAAAUGAGUUUCUUUUUAAGUAAACUCAUUUUUGUGGAAUUUGAGAUUUGAAAGUGAAAUUAAUUAAUUUUGCACAAUCUAGUCACGACUGGCCUCUGAGAAAACGUUGUAAAGCUGUGAUUUAUCUUGUGGGAAAAAGUGAAAAGGAACUUAAAUUUAUGGUGUUAUCAAGAGUUGGCUGGGCGCAGUGGCUCACGCCUGCAAUCCCAGCACUUUGGGAGGCUGAUCACUUGAGGUCAAAAGUUCCAGACCAGCCUGGCCAACAUGGUGAAACUGGUCUCUACUAAAAUUAGCCGGGCGUGGUGGCACAUGCCUGUUAUGCUAGCUACUCGGGAGGCUGCUUUAACCUGGGAGGCAGAGGUUGCAGUGAGCUGAGAUCUUGCCACUGUACUCCAGCCUGGGUGAUAGAGUAAGACUCUGUCUCAAAAAAAAGGGGAGGGGGAGUUUAGAUUUCUGUGAUAAAUAUAAGUGAGUUUCAUUUUAAGUAAACUCAUUUUGUGGGAUUUGAGAUUUAAAAAUGAAAUUAAUUUUGCGCGUUCUAGUCAUGGUUGGGCUCUAAGAAAAUGUUGUAAAGCUGUAAUUAUCUGAUGGGAAGAAGUAAAAAGGAACUAAAAUUUAUGGUGUGUCUAUUAUGAACCAGGCAUGAUGCUGAGAGUUUAACUGUGUCAUUUUUGUCCUAAAUAGCCCUGUGAAGUAGAUAUCAUUGCAACUUUACAGGUUAGAAAUUUGAGGCACAGAGAGAUGAAAUAUUUGCCUAAAGUGAAAUGGCAAAUUUGGCAAUUUGGACUUGGAUUCAAGUGUUUCUAACUAAAGCCCAGCUCCUUGCAUCAUGCCCUCGUACCUAAAAGACAUGACCUAAUUCAUUUCAGGUGCAAUGUGAAUGAAAAUUACGUGUUAUGACCCAGGCUUGUUGUCUGUGCUCCUUGUUAAAUAGUUCUGUUGGAUAGAUGUGGUCAAUACCCAAAAGCUUUUGCUAUCUUUGCCAGGCAUUGCUCUAAGCACUUGACAUGUAUUAAUUCAUUUAAUCCUUAUAAUUCCAUGAGGUAUGUGCUAUUACCAUUCCCAUUUUACAGACAAAAAAAAAAAAUGAAGCACAGAGGAUUUAAGUAAGUUGUUCAACUUACUUACACAGCUAGUAUGUGGGGGAGGUGGGACCCAAACCCAGGUAUUCUGGCCACAAGCCUAAGGUCUUAAUGCCGUUUGAUGCUGCCUCUCAUGUAACCAGAUAUGUGUGACAGUUGCCUCACAAGUCUUAAAGUGUGAGUGUUCUUGUAGUUCAGGGAAAGCCAUGUCACAUCCACAUGGGAUGAUCAUUGGCAUAGCGCUCUUGCUUUUUGGAGGUGAAACUUGAAUUAAGCCUUGAAUAGGUUCUCCUGGGUGGAGACACAACAGGGUAUUAUGGGUAGAGGGCAUAACAGGAGCAAGAAGCUCAGAGUGCAAGAUUGGUGUUGAUUUGCAUAUGUACCACAAACGUAAACAUGUUGGGAGUCCAGGUACACAGUGUUCCCUGUCUACCCCAAGUUUUGACAACAUUGUAAUUAAUCCAACUGGGGAGUUCUCUGUUCUCUGGAUGUAAGAGCUUGCAACCAUUGUCUGCAAACUCGCCUGUAACAGGCUACAUAGUAAAUAUUUAGGCUUAGAACAAGCAGUCCCCAACAUUUUUAGCAAGAGGGACCCGUUUCGGUUUCCUGGGGGACCGGGAGAGUGCUGGGGGUGGGGGGAAUAUUGUUUUGCAAUGAAAUUGUUUCAUAAGGAGAGUGCAACCUGCACAUGCAGUUCACAGUAGGGUUCCUGCUUCUGUGAGAAUCUAAUGCUGCAACAUAUCUGACAGGAGGUGGAGCCCAGGGGGCAAUGCUUGUUAGCUCCUGCUGUGCAGUCUGGUUCCUAACUGGCCAAGGACAGGUACCAGGCGGUUCCCCAGGGGCUGGGGACCCCUGGCUUAGAGUAAAGGGGCAAGUGGUAAGAAGUGACCUCUGCGCGGUGGGCAGGGUCCUGAUUGUGGAAGGACCUUGCAAGCCAUGGUAGGAGUUUGGAUUUUCCUGUGUUAUUGGCAGCAGAGCUAUUCCAGGUGAUUUUAAUAAUGAAGUAAAGCUCGUAGAGUGUGGUGGUAGACUGCACCAUUUACUAGCUAUAAGACCUUGGUAAAUUACUUAAAUCAAGCUUGUCCAACCCGACUUAUUUUGUUGUUGUUGUUGUUGUCAUUGUUGUCCUUCUGUUUUGUUUUGUUUUGUUUUAGUCUUUCAGCAGCCUGAAGCCAUGCUUUUUAGCCUCUGUCUCUAGUGAUAAGUGGAAAAGGGGGAUGAGGAAGGGGGUUUACUGGACCAACUAGAAACAGAAACUAAGAACCCAUGAAUAUAUUCUCUCCCUUUGACACCCCUAAUAAGCGGUCUUUGCUUCAGUUUUCUCAUAAGGAAAAUGCGGAUACUAAUAGAACCUACCCUAGAGGGUUGUCAGCAAUUUAGCAAGAUAGAAUACCUAGUCAAAGGAUCAAAGGAAAGUACAAAUUAAAUUAGAAAUAGUAAUUUUAAACCGUGGUUUUGCUAAAAUUUCUGUAAUUGUGAUGAAAUGAUUAUCCUUCCAGAUAAAAAUAAUUUGUCAAAACAACUCAAGGAAAGAUAGGAUAAUUUGCUUAGCUCAAUAUCCAUGGAGGAACUUAGAAAACGUUAUCAAAGCUGGACCCAGAGAGUUUCUUUUUGUUUAAUUCAACCCUUUAGAGCACAAAAAUUCUGGUGUGAUGUAAACAUUUUUAGAGCAUAGAAAGAGAUGAAAGGCUUCCCAGCUAAUUUUUCAGAGCAAUUUUGAUACCAAGUGUUAAUAAUGUAUCAAUACUGAUUCAUUAAUUGUGAGAAAUAUACCAUCUCACUAAUGUAAGAUCUUAGAAAUAGAGAUGCAAACAAUUUCUAAAUAAAACACCAACAAAUUGAAUGUUGUUCUUUAUAAUCAGCUGGACCCCUCACCCCCAGAACAUUAAGAAAUGUAUUAAUACGUUGUAUCAGUAGGUCAAAGGAGAAAAGCGAUUUAGUCAUCUGAUGCCAAGAAAGCGAUUUGGUACUAUUUAUCUGUCUUGGUUUUAAAACUACAUGCAGGACCGGCAGGAUACCACCUUAGUUUAGUUUAGAACAUCUGGCUGACCCCAACAGCCCUCCUUAAUGGGAAGAAGUAGAGGAGAGUUUUCAAACGUGGAUACCUAUUCGUUGUUUCUACUUCUAGGAAUUUAUCCCAUAGAACUACUUCCACAGGUGCAAGACUGUUGUGCAGUGUUCUUUGUAAGAGCAAGACUUUAGAAGUAACUUGAAUAUCUAUGAAUUUAUGAAUUGGGGACUGGUUUAAUAAAUCAUGGCAUAUUUAUGAGAUAGACCACUAAGAAGUCAUUACAGAAACUACAGUAAAUCUAAAAGUAUUGAUUUGGAAAGAUUUUCUACCGUAGGUUACUUUUGCCUGUUUUUGAGUUUAAUGUCAGUUGAGUCAUAUACUAUAUUCUCUUUUUUGUGUCUGGCUGUUUUUAAACUCAAGGUUAUGGUUGUGGGAUUUGGCCUUCCUGUGUGUGGCAGUAGUUGGUUUAUUCUCAUUGCUGUGUAGUUCUUUUGUAUGAAUAUACCACAAUUGAAUUACUCAUAGCUUGUGUAAGUCUUAUGGCCCGAAAAACUCAAAUAGUUUAAAAAGUGAAAUUUGAUUGAAGUUAGAGCUCCAAUUAGAGGUAUUUUACAACUUGAUACCUCUAUGCAACAUUAGUGUGCAUUUAUCUAACUUGAGUUCUCCCAUCAUCUUUAUCCCCUUUUGAUUUCUCUCUUUUGGGCUCAUGGUCAUUAGUAUCUCCACUAUAGAAUGGUCAUUAGUAUCUAUACUAUAGAAUGAAAGGGAAACGGGAAAAGAGAUGAAACUUGAAUCCCUUACUUGUGCCUCUCAUUACUGCUCUGGCUCAGGAAGGAUAAAGUGAAGUAGUUCUUUUAUUAACAUACCCUUCCCAGUAACUGGGAUGCAGACCUUCAAAGCAAAUCUCUAGUACAAGAUAUAAUCUGAUACGGUUGUAGCCAGUAUCUUCUAUUUCCAUAGUUAAGUGAUUCAGAGCCAUAACUGAACCUUCCUAAUUCUAGAUUGUUUGGCUUGCCUUUCACAGCCAUUUAUUUAGGUUUCAUAUGCAAUGUAAUAAGGCAAUCCUAACUUGAAAACUGAAAUGGACCUUAGAGAUCGUCUCCGCUGGUAUUCAAAACCUGGUGCAUGGGAAGAUGGUGUCUCUCAUGGGCUGUCCAGCCCACAUACUGGUGGGGUCUCAAUCCAGAAUAGACGCCUGGCUUACAUUUUGGAGGCAAUGUGUUCUCCUUAGGCAAGAGCCUUUUGGAGCUCCUUUACAAAAGCAGUUGGCCCUUAUGUUCUCUUGUUCAUUUGUUUCCAGUAUUUACUCUGUAGGCUUUAAGUUACUAAGCAGUUGGUAAAUGUGUUUGAUUCGAUUCUUAUUUCUAGUCAUGGGCAAUAUAGCCCUUCAGUUUUAAAAGAUUUAUUCUAAAUUGGCCAUGGAAGAAAUCUGGUUUUGUCACUUUUUAAAACUCAACCCAAAGUCCAAUUCAAUUUGAAUUAGCAUUUUGAGAGCAUAUCCGUAUUAUUAAGGUAGUAAGGAUAUGAAGUAACUUUCUUAUGCAUUGCUUUUCAGGAGUAGAGGUUUGCCACUAUCAGGUAACUAAGCAGUAUCACAAAAAUGAUGUCUAGCAACUCCAGUGAAGCUGAUGUGAUAAAAACAAGAAUAUCUACUUAUGAUGAUGACAACACUGUUGUUCUUCAUGCAUAUGAAACAAAACAUAAAUUUGCAAAUGAAACAAAAACUGAGGAACCGAUUACUGUAGCUGAUGCAUCCUGUAAUACUGAAGAGCAACCGAAGUCAGUGUAUGAUGUCCUUACCUAUUGCCAGGUUAUAUAUGAUGCUAUCCAAAACCUGGAUAAGAAGAUUGAUGGCAUUAGCAGAAAGGUUUCAAAAAUCCAACGUUUCAAUGCAAAAGCAGGGUCGACGAAUCGCAAGCCAUCUGGCUUUGGAUAUGGAUAUGCAUACAGAAAUUAUUCUUGCCUGCUUGCUAAAAAGCUUAAACUCCAGAAAAUGAAGAAAAGUCAGGCUUACGAGACAUUCUCCUACUCUCAAAGUUAUAGUCCCACUUCACCGGUGGCAGUGCGGGCAGAUAAUUCCCAGAGCAACAAUCCAGCACCAUCCUUUCACAUGGAAGAAUACCAGCGAGCUGAGCCGGAGGAGGACCCAGUCCUCAGCUGUACUCCGAGUUCAGUGCAUUUCUCAGACCACUCUGAGCAUGGUUUUCAACCGUCUUAUGCAUCUGAUGGUGCAAUGCCUGGCUCUUCACGGCCCUACCGUGGCAGCGCUAGGGUUAACAGCAGCCAAGUUACAAGCGUACCAGUGGACAAUGACAUGUAUUUAGAGGACAACUUCACUAAGCACCCUGCAACAUGGUCGGUGGAAGCAGUGGUUUUGUUUCUGAAGCAAACGGAUCCUAAGACAUUAUCUCCUCUUGUCGAUCUCUUCAGAAACCAUGAAAUUGAUGGGCAGGCUCUGCUCCUACUCACGAGCGAUGUGAUGCUGAAGUACUUGGGUAUGAAGCUGGGAACGGUCAUGAAGCUAUGCUACUACAUUGAACAACUUAAACAAGGAAAAUGCUAUCAAAAUUAAAAAAAAAUCCUUGUACAAAUUUAGAUUGGGCCAACUUCCAGAGAUACCAAUGCCUUAUUAGUGUAGAAUCAUUUUCUGCCCUUUAGUCAUUUUUUUUUGUUUUAGAAAGUAUCUCUCAAAAUAUAGCCAGAAUUGUAGAACUAUGUUAUCGUCCAGUCUACUACUUUCAAAACCAUUUAACUGCUAGAUAGUAUUAGAAUAGUCCAAUAGGAAAUUCAUUCUUUAUAGGUCUUAAAAAUUACUCUUAUUAUAUUGUUUACAAAUAUUUCAUGUAAGAAAUGGAAAAUAAACCCCUUUGAUUCUGGUUCAUCUUUAUACAGAGAACUAAAACAGCUAAGAGAGGUAUUAUCAGGGGUUGGCAACUUCCAUGAUGAAAUCUAUGGGGAUUUUUCCUCAGAAGAGAAUUUAAAGGUGUACCCAUAGAUAGCUCUUUCUGAAGUAUUUUGUCUGUCUGAUGCUGCCGUGUUCUACCAGUUUCCAGAAAGAGAAUAGCCAUAUAAGUUAUUUUUCUUUCUGCUAUUAUUUGUCUACAAGUUUUACUCAGUUUUAGAGAAAAUAAUAAGCUUAAAAACUUUUAUGAAGUGCUCUUAACAGUUUUUAGAUAAACUAUAUGAUAGAUAGAAUGGUUAUUUUAUGCAGGAAAUAUACUACAAGGGUGGUUUCAAUAAAUUCUGACUACUUUUUCUCCCAAAAAACUAUUCUUCUAAAACUUCCAUAUUUUGGCUAAUUUUGGACAUUUAACUACACUUUCAUUGUUUGCACCUCUUUAUAAAGAUACCUCUGUCUAACCUUUUAAGAUAUAUAACCUUAUUUUAUGUGUUUAUUCUUUAUAUAGAUAGUAUUUUAUAUUUUAUUCUAACCUGAAAUAUACACACAAGUAAUUUUUUUUUAAUUUAAAAUGGCAUUUUGUAUUCCCCCAGAGGUAGGAUGAGCCAUAUAUUUGUAAGAUGUUUUAUUUUGUGAAAUCUAAGUGGAUUAUUUGCCAUCACUAUUACCUCUCAACUUACUUUUCAGAGGACAAGAAACAAUCUGUGGAUUGGUUUCCAUACAGGGAAGGUCUCUGUCCUGUGGAAUAUUUCUAAUUUGCUUAGUUCUUAGCCAUUUAUCCUGCUGCACUUUGAAUGAUACAUUAAUUCAGACUAAUGUUUGAGGGCUUUAUUUUGUAAGUUAGAACUUUCAAGUGAAACAUAUUUAGCACUAUUAUUUCAUUAUAAAUGUAUAACAUGUUUAUUACAUUGUAUAACAAAUAUAAGGUUUAUAAGCUAUGAGAAUUGGUGCUGUCACCAUUAGCCACUUAAAAAUGUGAAGAAAAUGUCCGUCAGGGGCAAUAAUGUAACUUUUCUUGUUAGAAAACCAAAUAUACUUUAGACACGACUGCAACUAUUUACAGAAUAGCUUCAUCUAUGUUAUUUCUUAAAUGUCAUAAGAUUCUUACUUAAACUUGGUCUUCUUUCAAAUUGUUUCUAUGAAUAUGCUCUACCCACUUGAA
Molecule: messenger RNA, 9031 nt
Organism: Callithrix jacchus (white-tufted-ear marmoset)
Lineage: Eukaryota; Metazoa; Chordata; Mammalia; Primates; Cebidae
Source: RefSeq, a predicted model, not a curated record